CUAUCGGUUGACUCCAAUUUUUUAAGUCCACUCAGUACUUAUGGGAAGAUUCUAUAAAAUCUAACGUUAAAAAGAAAGAAGCUAGCUCAACUCAACCUUCUUUCUUCUUCAAACAGGUCAGUGCUUGAGUUCUUCAAUCGCGAGGUGAUCAAACAGAACAAGGAGUGAUGGAUCAUUGCAUCAAUAUUGAGAAAAAUGGUGUUCCAGAUUCGAGCGGAAAUAAUCUUCCAAAAGGUGAUCAAACAGAACAAGGAGUGAUGGAUCAUUGCAUCAAUAUUGAGAAAAAUGGUGUUCCAGAUUCGAGCGGAAAUAAUCUUCCAAAAUCUUCCGGUGUUUCAAGAGAUAUUCUCAUUCAAGAAAUACAAUGCUUGAACAAAAAGAUUCAUGGUUUGCCACCUCUAUUCCCUGAGCCUUGUAUAUUCAAAGUGCACGAGGAACUACGCAGCGUGAAUAAAAAAGCCUACACACCCAUACUGGUAUCGAUAGGUCCUUACCACCAUGGUAACCCCAAACUAAGAGAGAUGGAAGAACAUAAGUUGCGUUAUUUGUAUUCCCUUAUUCGACGCUUCAAUAUUUAUAAUAAUGACACAAUAAUUAGUGUGAAGCCUUACCUCCUUCUCAUGGAGGACUUGGCGAAUAGAGCUCAAUCCUGUUACGCAAACCCUAUAUAUCUCAAGAGAAACAAAUUUGUGCAAAUGAUGCUCCUUGAUGCUUGCUUUGUUAUAGAGUUUCUUCGGAAAUCUUGUUAUGAGGAGCUAAGAGAUAAGGAUGAUCCUAUUUUCAAAUCCUCUUGGAUGGAAGUGCAAAUCUACCGCGACCUCAUGUUGGUGGAGAACCAGCUUCCCUUCUUCGUUCUCUCUGAACUGUUAAACAAAACCCAUAUCCCAGAUUCCAAAUAUGUGCCCCUUCCCACUAUGGCAGUACUGACGCCUAUCUGUGCUUUGCUACCCAAAUCCCACAGCGAACACAAAAUGGCUCAACUAAUAAAUGAAAAUGAAACUGUCGAUGAAAGCAAGCAUUUUCUUGAUUUGGUGCAUAGAUUUUAUCAUCCCUCACUCAUAGAAGCUUCAAGUGGUCGUGAAAUUUGUAGUCAAAUGUCUUGCGUGACUGAGCUUAAAGAGGCUGGCAUUAGCUUCAAAGUUGAUGACAGUCCUGAUAGUAGUAUCUUUGAUAUAAAAUUUGAGGACGGUCACAUGAAAAUCCCUAAUUUUAGGGUGAGUGAUGAAACCGAGUCAUUCUUACGUAACAUUAUUGCCUACGAACAGCAUUCUUCUUCUGUCAAACGCAGAUAUUUCACAGACUACAUUUGGUUCAUGGAUAUGCUUAUCAACUCGGAAAAAGAUGUGAAUGUACUUCGUCAAAGCGGAAUUAUGGACAACAUGAUGGGUGAUGAUAAGGGGGUGGCUUGUAUGUUUAACAAGCUGGGUGAUGGAGUAAUGAUGGGAUCAUCUUUCCAUUACUCAGAUGUGUGCAAAAAGGUGAACGACCAUUGUGGACAAUGGUGGAAUAAUGCCAAAGCAAAUUUGAGGCAUACCUAUUUCAACAAUCCAUGGGCAAGUAUUUCAACAGCUGCAGCUGGUGUGCUCCUUUUGCUCACUCUAACACAGACUGCAGUGGCCCUCAUUGAUCUGCUGGCUUAGUUCAAGCAGGUGAUAUGUUGUGUUAUUUCCAUUAAACUUUGGCGUGGUUAAUUUGGCUUAGACUACUUAAUUGGAUGGGAAGAUUUAUUAAUAUUUCUGUACAAAUAAGUAUAUGCUUUGUUUGCUCUCCUCCGCUCUGGGCUCUGUUGCCGCUUCUACUGUACGUGUAGUUUUGUUGCAACAGUUUCUUAGGUGUUUUUGUUGUUUCUUGCCUUUGGUUGUUGUUUGGCUUCUGCCUGUUGUACUGUUCCAUUUUGGUUGAAUAAAAUUUAUUUACAAAAAAAAAAAAAAAAAAAA
Messenger RNA from Cornus florida, 1937 nucleotides. RefSeq names its product UPF0481 protein At3g47200-like. The transcript is spliced from 3 exons. The record is from RefSeq and is a predicted model, not a curated record. NCBI's taxonomy places the organism in Eukaryota, Viridiplantae, Streptophyta, Magnoliopsida, Cornales, Cornaceae. Bases 168 to 1640 code for a protein of 490 amino acids.